Messenger RNA from Tetrapisispora phaffii CBS 4417, 1338 nucleotides. Its product is annotated as legume-like lectin family protein. Gene Ontology annotation, biological process: endoplasmic reticulum organization; endoplasmic reticulum to Golgi vesicle-mediated transport; Golgi organization. The record is from RefSeq and is a predicted model, not a curated record. The transcript has a single exon. Gene Ontology annotation, molecular function: D-mannose binding. NCBI's taxonomy places the organism in Eukaryota, Fungi, Ascomycota, Saccharomycetes, Saccharomycetales, Saccharomycetaceae. Bases 1 to 1338 code for a protein of 445 amino acids. Gene Ontology annotation, cellular component: endoplasmic reticulum-Golgi intermediate compartment; Golgi membrane; endoplasmic reticulum membrane.
AUGAAUCAAAACAUACAUAAUAUCAGCACUGCAAACCCGCCCAAUUUGAAACUUGGUGGGUUUGUUGUCUUUUUAUUCAUAUUAUUUCAAAUAAUUACUCAGUCAUACUAUGGCAGUUCUUCUGUUGAGGUUGUGAAUGAUCAUUUCAGUUUCAGCAAUGAAGGUUCUCAUAUCUCUAAAAUUUUUAAUUUAGAUGCAAGUUUAUCAAUCCCAUUUUUAGAUAAAGUAAAUAGAUUUUGGCAUGUUGGUGGUGAAGCACUUAUUCGUAACGAAAAACAUAUCAGAUUAACUAGCGCUGGUGUUCGUAAUUCCCACGGUGUUGUGUUAUCUAAUGGUAUAGGUGACAACGUCAUCAAUGAUUUUGAGGUCAUUGUCGAGUUCCAGUUAACCGGGAAACAGUCUUCCAACAAAGGAACUUCUUCUUCCAAUAUGGGUGAAGGUAUGGUAUUUUUGAUCACUCCUGAGAACGAAUUUAUUAGAAAAGAUUUUUCAACUCCACAAUCUAGAGAAGAGUAUAUUUCUGCUUCAGGGGGUGUUGUUGGACAUGAUACUAGUAUGAUGGGUUUCCCUAAAAAUUUACCGGGUCUAGCAUUAGUUAUUGAUACAUUUCAGAAUAGUAAACGUUCAACUUCAGGAGCUUCUAUUCCAUUUAUGGAUGCUAUGUUAAAUGUCAAUCCACUCAAGGAUUAUUACGAUCGUGACAGUGAUGGUGAUGCGAGCACCUCGACUUCCUUGAAGUUAAAUGACCAUCAUAUCCAAUUGGAUGACUCAAUCAUGAAAGGCGAUAUUACUAAGAUACGUAUUAUAUAUUUGGAAAGUAUCAGUUUCUUAAAGGUCGAUAUUCAGUAUGCUAAAGAAGGUGACUUUUGGAUUGAGUUAUUCCAUGCCACCGAAGAUGUCUUAAUUCCAAAGAAUGCCCAAACCGGUCAAAGAUUCAUUGGUAUUGGUGCUAGUAACGGUAGAGCUACCGAAAAUGUUGACAUAUUAAAUGUGCAAACAAAUGAAUUCCAUUGGGAUAAUCACGAUGAAUCUAGUGAAGAAUCAUUUGAUUAUGUUAAAGAAGUUCAAAAAUAUUUAGCUGCCGAAUAUGGCCAAAUGAUCUCAAUGGAAAUGGAUCAGUACAAAAGAUGGAAAAUGAUCAAAGCCCAACCAAAUUAUCAAAGUACCAGAGAGGUUAAAACUGGUAGUUAUUUUGUUUCAUUUAUCCUAAGAUCCAUUUCAUUCAUAAUAUUGAUUACCGUAGCCUACAUGGCUUCCAUAUUUGUGAGAGUUAAUAUGAAGCAUAAACUCAAUGAUAUGAGACGUGGUCAAAAAAUAUUCGGUAAACUACCAGAAUAA